CUUUGGUUGUUUGCGUGGAAAGAAAUGCACAAGUUGAUUCUGAAGCGAAAUUCAGGAGAGUGUUCUGUAAUGGCGUCAGCUGAAGAUUCGUCGGUGCCAAAGAAGACAUUAAGUGACUUAAAAGUAGUUGAAUUGAGAAACGAGCUUGAGAAGCGUGGACUCGAGAAAACUGGAUGCAAAGCUACGCUUGUAGAGCGGUUGUCCAAGGUUCUUGAAGAAGAUGGAGAAGAUCCGGAGACAUAUGAGUUUGAGCUGACCGCUGAUUCGACUCCAAGCAAGGCUAACAGUAACGUGGUGGAAGAAAACAGUGGCGGACAAGGGUCUGUAGAAGAAAUGGAGGAGGCAGAGGAGGAAGAGGAGAAGGACGAGUCUAUUGACCCUGAUGCUCUUCAGCUGUCGAUAGAAGAUGAAGAGAAGCUGCUGAAUGAAGAGGAGGAGACCUACGAGAAAGCAAGAGAUGACACACAAGUUGAAGACACAACAGCGAAAGAUGUGUCAGAGACAUCCGUCCCGGGUGAAGAGAAGUCCUCAGCUGUAGAAGAGGGCACAGGAGAUAACGUCGACACUUCCGUGAAGAAGGAAGGGGACGUUAGAGAAGAUUCCCCGGCAAAGAAAGCCAAGAGGUUUGUGCCUUCUUCAAACGUCAUAGCGAGCUGCCGCAGCCAUGUAAGGAAUGGCGCUGCUGCUACACCUGGCAAGGACGCAGCCAAGCCAGCUGGGAAGCUUGCAAAAGAUGGGUCGAAGAGAGUUGUGGCAUCCCCGUCGAGUGGACGUAAUGUGUGGGUGAGCGGCUUGUCUUCGUCUACACGUGCGGCAGACCUCAAGGCACUCUUCAGCAAACACGGCAAGGUGGUGGCGGCAAAAAUAGUGACCAAUGCUCGCACCCCUGGUGCCAGGUGCUAUGGCUUCAUCACCAUGGGCACCCUCGAUCAGGCCACCAAGUGCAUUCAGCACCUUCACCGCACUGAACUUCAUGGGAAGAUGAUUUCUGUCGAAAGGACAAAACAGGAACCUGGGGCUGCACUUAAGAGGUCCGAAGCAAAGACAAAUCUUGCAUUGAAAGCCAAGGCAGCAGCUGAGGCCACUGCAACACCUGCAGCCAGCACAGAAACCAAGUCUGAAGGAGCCACUGCAAAACCUGUAUCUGUCAAGAAGAAGACUACACUGGCAUCUGCUGCUGCUGUCCCCAAGAAGAAAGCAGCAGUAAAGGCUACUGGGAAACAGAAGACUUCAGAAGCUGUGAAGAAAGUUGUCAAGAAGGAUGUCAUUUCAGAAGAUGACCUGGUCGUUAUUGACGAGAAGACUGACAAAGAUGAUGCAGCAAAGGACAAGCCACGAGAAAAGAGAGCUCCAAGAGACCGCUCUAGAGAACGCUCCCGCGACAGGCGACCUCACAUUCGCUCGAGGGAGCGACCUCCUUUUGUGCGCCGCCGAUUUUCACGGCCCUUCCACGACAGGGGCAUGGUACGGGGGUCGCGCUUCUUCCGCAGGGCCCCCUUCCUUCGCCGUGCUGCAACGACACCCUUCUUUCGUGGUCGCGGAGGCUUCCGCUCAUCUUUUGGCAUGCAGCCACGGCCUUCCCUCACAGAUACACUGACCUUUCGCAAGAUUAAGGAGGAACACAUGCGAACACGUGAGCGUGAGGAGGAGCGAAGGAGCUUCCAGGAGAGCUUGCGCCAAAAGGAGCUUGAGCGAAGGCAGAGGGAGGAAGCCUUUCGUCUGGAGAGGGAGAGAGAACAUCUCAGGAUUGAACGGGAGAAGUUGGAACGUGAGAAGCUGGAAGUGAUCCGUCUGGAGCGAGAAAAGCAACGCUUGGAGCGGGAGCGUAUUCAGCGCGAGCGUGAGGAUCUAAGGCAGCGUCAGCUCAUGGCAGGGCGUGUUGAAGAAAGAGCAGAGCCUGCCAGGCGCAUGAAGCGACCAGUUGCUCCAGAACGCAGAGAGGACGAUGCCUACUGGGCAGAAAAGAAGCGGUCGCAUUCACGAACUGACUACCCAUCAUCAGCUGCAGUGCCAGCCAAGCUUCCCCCUCCGCCCCCUCCUCAGCAGUCUCGUUCUGCCGACCGCUUGGACCACCACUUCUCUUCGUCACACCACCACUCGUCGCACCACUCCUCUCACCAUCGCCACCACACCACUUCUCCAGCUAACAUUCCCAGCGCAUCCGGCUCGAUGUUUCCUUCCUCUGGCCGUCCUGCAGAUUACCGUUCGGGCCCGCCAGUAGGGGCAGCCCCACCCUCUGCCUCCCGUCGUAGUGGGCCACCUGUCCGCAGUGAGUGGCGUCAAGCGUCCGACAGCGCUCCACCCAGGCGAGAGCACCGCUUCUCAGACUCUGACGUUGGUAAGGCCUACGGCGGGUCCUCGUCGUCGAGCAGGGGCUUCCCAUCGUCCUGGUCGAAACCGUCGUUCUCGUCCAGCCAGUCGUGGGACGCUAGGAAGGACUCUGCCUGGAAUGGAAGUGCAGACGAUGGACGAUGGAGAACCGGAGGGUCUGGCUCGGGUGGUGGCGGGUAUGGAAGCGGAGGCGUGUCCAACGGCAGUCUUGGAAGCCACGGAGGUUCCGGAAGUUUUGGUGAACGGUUCUCCAGCAGCAGUAGGCGGUAUUGAGACUGUGUUUUAUGCGUUGUGUGACAAGCUUUGAAGCGAUUCACAGUUCUGUAUUCCAACAUUGGCACUACACUUGAUGAUGGUAAAGCAGCAUUGCAUUGCAUUUGAACAGGGGGCACAGCCUUUGCGGACGUUGCACCCUCCAAAAACGGAGCAGUGUCAUUUGUAUCAUACGGAGCAAAACCAAAAAUGUCUGGAUGUAAAAGAAUUAUUGUGGCUAACUAUCACCUCAUGAGGAACAUUUCUGCAUUAAUGUGUCAUCCUGUUCGGCUGCUUAAUGUGGGGCUGCCUCAGUUGUCAAAAUCAUUUGCUGUAUGUAUGCCUCCAGUUUACUUGUAUCGUAUAUGCUGUCCCCAGUAUUCUCUGUCAUUUGUAAAUAAGGUGUAGACAUUCAUGCGCAAAUAAAAUGCAGCUGACUGAAA
Molecule: messenger RNA, 3026 nt
Organism: Ornithodoros turicata
Lineage: Eukaryota; Metazoa; Arthropoda; Arachnida; Ixodida; Argasidae
Product: scaffold attachment factor B2-like
Exons: 16
Coding region: 25-2604 (859 amino acids)
Biological process (GO): regulation of mRNA processing; regulation of transcription by RNA polymerase II
Cellular component (GO): nucleus
Molecular function (GO): sequence-specific DNA binding; RNA binding
Source: RefSeq, a predicted model, not a curated record